This is a messenger RNA of Epinephelus fuscoguttatus (brown-marbled grouper), 1170 nucleotides long. RefSeq names its product peptidyl-prolyl cis-trans isomerase FKBP1A-like. NCBI's taxonomy places the organism in Eukaryota, Metazoa, Chordata, Actinopteri, Perciformes, Serranidae. Bases 234 to 557 code for a protein of 107 amino acids. The transcript is spliced from 4 exons. Gene Ontology annotation, molecular function: peptidyl-prolyl cis-trans isomerase activity. The record is from RefSeq and is a predicted model, not a curated record.
CACGCACCCACACACACAUACACCCCCACGAGCUGAAAAAGACACCCAUUCACCCAGGACACUUUGCAAACGCUCUCCAUCAUGUGAACCAGUCCAAUGGCUUCACUGAAGGAACCAAUCACGUUGCGUAAUACUGCGCACGCAACCACGCACAGAGAAGGAGCGAGAGCUGAGAGCUCGUGUAGCGGGAGCACGAACGAAGGAGAAGGAGAGAACAAGGAAAGGAAAGAACAAUGGGAGUAGACAUUGAGACCAUAACACCAGGGGACGGGCGAAGUUUCCCGAAGGCAGGACAUGUUGUUACUGUGCACUACGUUGGCACGCUGACAGAUGGGAGCAAGUUUGACUCAUCCAGGGACCGAGGAAAGCCCUUCCAGUUCAACAUUGGAAAGGGUGAAGUCAUCCGUGCUUGGGAUGAAGGUGUAGCCAAGAUGAGCGUUGGACAGAGGGCCAGGUUGACCUGCACGCCUGACUUUGCGUAUGGCGCCCGUGGAUACCCACCUGUCAUCCCACCAAAUGCCACCCUCAUUUUUGAUGUGGAGCUGCUGAGUUGUUGAGGUUAAAGGUCGCUCCUCAGAGUUUGUCAUUCCACCAACAUCUCUGACACAAAUAACUUGAGUUAAAGGUGCUGUCAGUGGCAUUUCUAAACAUGAAUAAGUCAUUUUUGAAAGAAUUCUGAUAUCUUGGUAUGACUGAGACAAAUUAGACUGAUGCUGGUGGUGUUGGUGCAAAAUUACACCUGGAACCAAAAAUGACAUUUUGGGGAAUAUUCUAAUUUCUUCCUGGAUUUAUGUGGCCUCAGUUAUUACUUUUGUCUGAUAAAUUUUUGCAGUUUCCUCUUUUUUGUGUGUGUGCCAUAAAACAAUCGGACAGAAUCAGUGGCACUAAAUCUGAACAAAAAAAAUCGUGUUACUUUAUACGUUGUUAUUCCAGCAUCUCAAACAUAGUAUGGAAAUGAUUAUUGAUGUUAAAAUUGCUCAUGAAACAGCCUUUAAUGAAUAGCUUAUUUGUUUUUUAUUCUUGCAUAACUGUAUCUCUCGAACACUUGCAUUGAGUUUCCAGCUUGAAACUUUGACACAAUUUUAAAAAAGAAGAAAGGAAAAAAAAAAAAACACCCAGAAACAAUAACGGCUUAUGAUUUCACUUUUCAUCCCUACUUGUGUUGCCUUU